Oncorhynchus masou masou (cherry salmon) is the source of this 2376-nucleotide messenger RNA. Its product is annotated as dentin sialophosphoprotein-like. The transcript has 9 exons. The record is from RefSeq and is a predicted model, not a curated record. NCBI's taxonomy places the organism in Eukaryota, Metazoa, Chordata, Actinopteri, Salmoniformes, Salmonidae. Bases 1 to 2376 code for a protein of 791 amino acids.
AUGGGCUCUCCAACCCUGUUCCUGCAGCUACCCAGUACUCUGUAUGCCAUGGGCUCUCCAACCCUGUUCCUGCAGCUACCCAGUACUCUGUAUGUCUUGGGCUCUCCAACCCGGUUCCUGCAGCUACCCAGUACUCUGUAUACCAUGGGCUCUCCUACCCUGUUCCUGUACUCUCUACCCAGUACUCUGUAUGUCAUGGGCUCUCCUACCCUGUUCCUGCAGCUACCCAGUACUCUAUAUGUCAUGGGCUCUCGAACCCGGUUCCUGCAGCUACCCAGUACUCUGUAUGUCAUGGGCUCUCCAACCCUGUUCCUGCAGCUACCCAGUACUCUGUAUGUCAUGGGCUCUCGAACCCGGUUCCUGCAGCUACCCAGUACUCUGUAUGUCAUGGGCUCUCCAACCCUGUUCCUGCAGCUACCCAGUACUCUAUAUGUCAUGGGCUCUCCAACCCUGUUCCUGCAGCUACCCAGUACUCUGUAUGUCAUGGGCUCUCGAACCCGGUUCCUGCAGCUACCCAGUACUCUGUAUGUCAUGGGCUCUCCAACCCAGUUCCUGCAGCUACCCAGUACUCUCAGCAGUAGUAGUAGUGACAGUAGUAGUAGUGACAGUAGUAGUAGUAGUAGUAGUGACAGUAAGAGUAGUAGUGAUAGUGACAGUUGUAGUAAUAGUAGUAGUAGUGACAGUAGUAGUAGUAGUAGUAGUAGUAGCGGCAGUAGUAGAGGUAAUAGUAGCAGCAGUAGUAGUAGUGACAGUAGUAGUAGUAGUGACGGUAGUAGUAGUAGUGACAGCAGUAGUAGUAGUAGUAGUAGUGACAGCAGUAGUAGUAGUAGUGACAGCAGUAGUAGUGGUAGUAAUAGUGACAGCAGUAGUAGUAGUAGUGACAUUAGUAAUAGUAGUAGAGAAAGCAGUAGUAGUAAUAGUAGUAGUAGUGACAGCAGUAGUAGUAGUAGUAAUAGUGACAGCAGUAGUAGUGGGAGUAAUAGUGACAGUAGUAGUAGUAGUGACAGUAGUAGUAGUAGUAGUGACAGUAGUAGUAGUAGUAGUAGUAGUAGUAGUAGUGACAGCAGUAGUAGUAGUAGUAAUGACAGUAGUAUUAGUAGUAGCGGCAGUAGUAGUGGUAGUGACGGCAGUGAUAGUAGUAACAGCAGUAGUAGUGGUAGUAGUAGUAGUAGCAGUAGUGACAGCAGCAGUAGUAGUAGUAGUGACAGCAGUAGUAGUGGUAGUAAUAGCGACAGCAGUAGUAGUGAUGACAGCAGCAGCAGUAGCAGUAGUAGUAGUGGUAGUGACAGCAGUAGUAGUGGUAGUAAUAGUGACAGCAGUAGUAGUGGUAAUAGCAGUGACAGUAGUAUUAGUAGCAGUGGCGGCAGUAGUAAUGGUAGUGACAGUAGUUGUAGGAGUAGUAGUAGUAGUGACAGUAGUAUUAGUAGUAGUGGUAGUAGCAGUAGUAGUAGCAGUAGUGACAGCAGUAGUAAUGGUAGUAGUAGCAGUAGUAGCAGUAUGAGUAGUAGUGGUAGUAAUAGUGACAGUAGUAGUAGUAGUGACAGUAGUAGUAGUAGUAGUGACAGUAGUAGUAGUAGUAGUAGUAGUAGUAGUAGUGACAGCAGUAGUAGUGGUAGUAAUAGUGACAGCAGUAGUAGUGAUAGUAGUGACAGCAGCAGUAGUAGUAGUAGUGACAGUUGUAGUAGUAGCAGUAAUAGUGACAAUAGUAGUAGUAGUGAUAGCAGUGACAGUAGUAUUAGUAGUAGUGGUCGUAGCAGUAGUAGGAGUGGUAGUGACAGUAGUUGUAGGAGUAGUAGUAGUAGUGACAGUAGUAUUAGUAGUAGUGGUAGUAGUAGUAGUAGUAGUGGUGAUAGUAGUAAUAGUAGUAGUAGUGACAGUAGUAGUAGUAGUAGUAGUGACAGCAGUAGUAGUGGUAGUAAUAGUGACAGUAGUAGUAGUAGUGACAGUAGUAGUAGUAGUAGUGACAGUAGUAGUAGUAGUAGUAGUAGUAGUAGUAGUAGUGACAGCAGUAGUAGUGGUAGUAAUAGUGACAGCAGUAGUAGUGGGAGUAAUAGCAGUGACAGUAGUAUUAGUAGUAGUGGUCGUAGCAGUAGUAGGAGUGGUAGUGACAGUAGUUGUAGGAGUAGUAGUAGUAGUGACAGUAGUAUUAGUAGUAGUGGUAGUAGUAGUAGUAGUAGUGGUAGUGAUAGUAGUAAUAGUAGUAGUAGUGAAAGUAGUAGUAGUAGUAGUAGUGACAGCAGCAGUAGUAGUAGUAGUGACAGCAGUAGUAGUGGUAGUAAUAGUGACAGCAGUAGUAGUGGGAGUAAUAGCAGUGACAGUAGUAUUAGUAGUAGUGGUCGUAGCAGUAGUAGGAGUGGUCAACUCACUUCCUGUUAG